Capronia epimyces CBS 606.96 is the source of this 1812-nucleotide messenger RNA. Its product is annotated as POT family proton-dependent oligopeptide transporter. The transcript is spliced from 2 exons. Gene Ontology annotation, cellular component: membrane. Gene Ontology annotation, biological process: oligopeptide transport; transmembrane transport. NCBI's taxonomy places the organism in Eukaryota, Fungi, Ascomycota, Eurotiomycetes, Chaetothyriales, Herpotrichiellaceae. The record is from RefSeq and is a predicted model, not a curated record. Gene Ontology annotation, molecular function: dipeptide transmembrane transporter activity. Bases 1 to 1812 code for a protein of 603 amino acids.
AUGGUCGACACGUUCCUGUUGCCUACCGAAGAGGAGCUUGACACGCUUCCUCGAGUCGCCGACAAGAUCCCGUGGAGGGUGUACACGGUGGCGUUUGUGGAGCUCUGCGAACGCUUCUCUUACUACGGCACGCAGAUCUUGUUUCAGAACUUUGUGCAGCGCAAACUCCUCACUCCGACCGGCAGGGCUCCCAAUCCCGGUGGUGACACAGACAACAACCCCGGGGCUUUAGGCCAGGGCCAGCAGAUCGCCACGGGACUCGGCACCUUCUUCUCCUUCUGGUGUUAUGCACUUCCGCUUCUAGGAGCCUGGCUGGCCGACACGUACCUCGGAAGGUACAACACGAUCAUGGUCUCCAUCGCCUGUGCCAUCCUCGGCCAUGUCAUCCUGACCAUCAGCGCGGUCCCGUCUGUGCUCGAGAACACCAACGGAGCCCUGGUGGCGUUCGUGGUCGCAAUCAUCAUCUUCGGUCUGGGCACCGGCGGGUUCAAGCCCAACAUUUCCCCUCUCAUUGCCGAGCAGAUUGGCGGGGAGGAGCUGCGGAUCGCGACGAACAAACGAGGCGAACGGGUCAUUGUCGACCCGGCCCAGACGUCGGCUCGGAUCUACAACUGGUUCUACCUGUUCAUCAACAUCGGCGCGCUGGCCGGCCAGCUCUCCAUGUCGUACGCGGCACUGUACGUCGGCUACUACCUCGCCUUUCUGUUGCCAACGGUCAUGUUCCUGCUGUGCCCGCUGGUGCUGAUCGUGUGCAAGAAGCACUACCGGCUCACACCGCCGCAAGGGUCGGUGCUCGGCCCGGCAAUUAAGCUGCUCUGCUACGCGACACGAGGCCGGUGGUCGCUCAACCCGAUCCGCACGAUACACAAUCUGCGCAGCGCCACGUUCUGGGAGGAGGUGAAGCCGUCGCACAUGGCACCCGGUCGGCGGCCCAAAUGGAUGACGUUCGACGACGCCUGGGUCGACGAGGUGCGGCGCGGCUUCAAAGCCUGCACCGUAUUCCUUUGGUACCCGCUGUACUGGAUCACGUACAACCAGAUCAACAACAACCUGACGUCGCAGGCCGACACGAUGCGACACGCGGGCGUGCCGCCGGAGAUCGUCAGCAACCUAGACCCGCUGACCUUGAUCGUGCUGAUCCCCGUCUGCGAUCUGCUCGUCUACCCGGCCCUGCGGCGCGCCGGCGUCAAGUUGACCCCGAUCAAGAAGAUCACGCUGGGCUUCUGGACCGGCUCGGCCGCCAUGGUCUAUGCCUGCGUGUUGCAGCACUACAUCUACACGCACAACGAGUGCGGCCGCUACCCGAGCGAGGGCCGCGCCGAUGGCUCCGAGUGCGCGCCCGCCAGUGUCAGCAUCUGGGCACAGACGGGCAUCUACGUCUUGAUCGCCAUCAGCGAGAUCCUCGCCUCCAUCACCAGCCUGGAGUACGCCUUCACCAAGGCGCCGCGCAACAUGCGCUCCAUGGUCCAGGCCUUUGCCCUGUUCAUGACCGCCCUUGCCAACGCCAUCGGCGAGGCCCUGAUCGCCUGGUCCACCGAUCCCCUGCUGGUCUGGAACUACGCCGCCACUGCCGUCAUCGCCUUCGUCGCCGGCUGUCUGUUCUGGCGCGCCCACCGUCACCUCGAUUCCGAAGAGGACGCCCUCAACCAGCUCCCCACCGGCCACGUCCGCGUCCGUCGUGUGGGUGCUGUUGCCGCCCCGGUCCCGGCCUCGGCCCCGGCCCCUUAUGCACGCCUGUCCCGCACUCGGAGCAUUUCGAACCUCAGUGAGGCCAGUGCCGGCUCGGAAGAUGAGAUGCUGCCUAGCCGAUAA